AUGGCUACUCAAGCUUCCAAUUCUGCUCCUUAUGAGGGCACUGAAGUCAUCACCUUCACCUUCUAUGAUCCUUCGCAGCGGGAUUCUCUCUCUGACGAGAACACCGAGCCCGGAAGAAUCUUUGCUACCACCCUCCGUGUUUAUCUUGAGAAUGAACACACUGGCACCGUCUGGUGGGCUACUGUUCACGAUUCUCUCACCAAGACCAAGCUCUUCAUCGAUUGGAAGACUCUUGCUGGCAAGGACGAGUUUGAAAACACUGCUCAGGCGACUCUUCUCGCCAACAACUGGAAGACUAUUACUUCGGCUCCCGUCACGAAGGAGACUUUUAAAUUCAACCCUCCCAACGCCGUGGCUCGACAGGCCGCUCUCUCCAGCACCUACGAAACAGUCUCCGUCUGCUUCACCUUCCGCUUCAACUCUGCCAUCCACGCCGAGCAGCUUGACGGAGCAUUCCAGGAGCUCAACCACGCCAUCAUGCUGAGCCCCGGCGCCGUCGUCGCCAGCUACUCCAUCGGCGGCUGGAGCGUUGACCGCACUACCUACUGCGCUUGCUACCGCUACCUCAACGCCAAGGCCAUGAGGAACUUUGUCCACGGCGAGACCAAGGUUAGAGACCUUGUUGGAGAGCUUGAGGCUCGUGCUUCUGGAUUUCAGCUGGAUUUCAUGCAGACAAAGGCUUUUGAGCAGGGAUGGCAGGGGUCUGUGUUGAAGACUGUGCCUGAUAACCCUGUCCUUUCCGGUUUCAUGUCCGAGAUGCAAGAUCUCUUCAGUGGUAUCGAUGGUUCCACACUGCGUGGCGAGAACUGA
This is a messenger RNA of Fusarium coffeatum, 810 nucleotides long. RefSeq lists its product as uncharacterized. The coding region runs from base 1 to 810 and encodes 269 amino acids. The transcript has 2 exons. Lineage: Eukaryota; Fungi; Ascomycota; Sordariomycetes; Hypocreales; Nectriaceae. The record is from RefSeq and is a predicted model, not a curated record.